Molecule: messenger RNA, 1679 nt
Organism: Benincasa hispida (wax gourd)
Lineage: Eukaryota; Viridiplantae; Streptophyta; Magnoliopsida; Cucurbitales; Cucurbitaceae
Source: RefSeq, a predicted model, not a curated record
ACUAGAAACCCCACAAGGGGAAAACAAAAUUGGCCAAUUACCUACCACAAUUUAUAGUAUAUGUGAGUUCAAAUUCAAUCACCAUUAUAAAAAUGUAUUCAUUAUGCACCCAUAAAAGAAAAGGCCUCAUAAACCCUCUAUAAAUCCUCCCUAAUCCUCCUCUCAUUAUCAUUAUCCUCCUUCCAAUUCCCUCUCACAUUGCCUAAUUAUGCAAUUCAUUCUCACCACUCUCCUCUUCUUCACUCACUUCCUAUAUGUAUUCUCGACCAGAUGUCCCCCUCCUCCACUGCCGCCGCCACCGCCGGAAUGCCCUCCACCUGAAUCCCCGCCACCAUUACCGCCGCCGCCGCCACCGCCACCGAAAACUUGCCAAUGCCAACCGACCCUCAGAUUCUUAGACCAAAGACUGGCUGUGGUGUACCCAAUCAUUCAGACCUUCAAAGCCCUCAUCACUUCUGAUCCAUUAGGCAUCACACAAACAUGGGUUGGCUCUGAUAUCUGCAAGUACAAAGGCUUCUUCUGUGAUAACCCCCCGGACAACAAAUCUGCUGUCGUCGUUGCAGGUAUCGAUUUCAACGGCUUCCAACUCACUGCCUCGACGCUUGAUGGCUUCAUCGACGGCCUCCCUGACCUUGCCAUCUUCCAUGCUAACUCAAACUUCUUCUCUGGCACAAUCACCCCCAAAAUUGCAUCGCUCCCAUAUCUCUAUGAGCUUGAUUUAAGCAACAACCAACUGUCGGGUCCUUUCCCAGUUGCCAUUUUGAGUGUCACUGAUCUCUCGUUCUUUGAUAUCAGAUUCAAUUUCUUCACUGGGUUUGUUCCCCCGCAGGUUUUUGUAAAGAAUUUUGACUUCUUAUUCAUCAAUAACAACAAUUUUGGGAUGAAAUUACCCAUUAACUUCGGCUCUACAACCACGCCUUAUAUCACUUUAGCUAACAACAAGUUCACUGGUCCGAUUCCAAGAAGCAUCGGAAAGGCUUCUGCCAGUUUAACUGAAAUCUUGUUACUCAACAAUCAGCUCACUGGGUGUAUUCCAUACGAGGUGGGGUUCUUGAAAAUGGCCAUUGUUUUUGACGCUGGCGACAACUCGCUAACCGGCCCAUUGCCUUGCUCGCUCGGCUGCCUGGAGAAGAUUGAGCAGCUGAACUUUGCCGGAAACUUCCUCUACGGCCAGGUGCCAGAGGUGGUGUGUGAACUGGGAAAUUUGCUAAAUCUAUCCCUGUCAGAUAAUUACUUCACCAAAAUUGGGCCAUCGUGUAGGAAACUGGUGAGAAAUGGGGUUCUUGAUUUGAGAAAAAAUUGCAUAAGGGGGCUGCCUGAUCAGAGAUUGCCGUUGGAUUGCCUUUUUUCGUAUUUGUUUCGAUACCCUUGUCCAUUUCCGGCAACUUAUGGCUUCGUUCCUUGUGAGAAGUCUUCUUUUGGUUCUGGACAACAGAAAAGAAGCUCUGUUCCUAUUGCCAAUGGUGGUAUUUCCACACAAAAACCUUAACUAUGUUGGAGAAUGAAGUCUAAAUUAUACUUCCAAAUCUAAUCCUAGAAAACAACUUGCAAUUUAUUUCUGUGGUAAUUGUACAAUGGAAAUGUUGAAGAUGGAGCUCGAUAACACAAAUUUGAGUGUUUGUGUACUGAGAUGUAUAUUGUAUUAUAUCUGGUAAUAGUACAAGAUAGGAUAUUUAAGA